AUGGCUCCUGAACCCACGAAAGACGACACAAAGGUCGACGACACCACUGAGCUGGGCACCGUGCCCAGCCAUGUGAUCGAAGCCGACCACUAUGGCAUCGACGACGCGUACCUGCGCGCGCCAAAGUUCACCAAGUUCUGGCGCAGUGUUCUUUGGCAGAUGAUCCUGUUUGGAGCGUUGUCUUUCGUCGGCCCCGCCAUGUCCGACGCCAUCUCCAACCUCGGGGGUGGUGGACUCUCCACCCCGUACCUUGCCAACUUGGCAACCUCGCUCAACUAUGCGGCUGGCUGCGUGAUGACCCUCUUCGGAGGACCUCUGAUCAACAAAUUCGGCAUCAAGUGGUCUUGCAUGAUUGCUGCCGUUGCCAUGCCCCUGGCUGGCUCUGCCUACUAUGUCAACGCCAAGUACGGUGUUGAUUGGUACCUUCUCUUCUCUAGACUGAUUGGAGGCUUCACAUCGGGAUUCCUCUACGUCGCCGAGACGACCGCAAUGCUUUCGUACCCGAAGCAAGACGACAGAGGCUUCUAUUUGGGUAUCUGGUCCGCAAUGAGAAACUCUGGCAGUGUUAUGGGAGGUGCAAUCAACUUCUCCACCAACUACUCCGAUAGCACUGCCGGCGGUAUUGCGUGGUCUACGUACCUCAUCUUCGUUGGUUUCGAGUGCACCGGUGUCAUCUGGGCAUUCCUCCUCUCGCCCACCAGGCGCGUACGCCGUAGAGACGGUGCCAAGAUCCCAAUGUCUCCCAGCAUCAGCUGGAAGCAGGAAUUCUCUGCCCUCUGGAAGCACGCACAGCGUCCCAAGACUUGGCUCAUCUUCAUUCCCUCCUUCUACUCGUUCUUCUAUGGUGGAACAAUGGGGACCUAUCUUUCCCUGCAUUUCUCUGUUCGUGCUCGCGCGCUAUCUUCUUUGAUCAUGCGUAAGCAGUCCUCGUACCUGAAGGAUUACCUAGGAAACCAUCUAACAAGCUCCUCAGCCACGAUCACCAUCCCGCUCGUCAUUGCCUACGGAAGGCUUCUGGACAACACCCGUUGGUCCCAGUCAAAGAGAGCAUGGAUCUCCUUUGCCAUGUGGUCCAUUCCUCAGGCAGCCUGCUUCGUCUGGAUUGGCAUUGAGUACGGCAAGUUCGGCCUCUCGAAGCCGGCAUUGGACUACGAAACCCACGGCAGAAGAUGGGCCGAAGCCUACGUCCCCUAUCUCAUCAUCUUCACGACCGGCUACUGGACCCAGCUGUCUCUCUACUGGAUCCUGGGCACCUUCUCUACCGACGUUGCCUCCAGCUCCAGAACCGGCGGCCUCUUCAGAGCGUUCGAAACGGCGGGACAGGCUGUCUCGUACGCCAUCAACACCAACUCCGGCGCCGACCCCAAGGUCGCGUUUAUCGUCAACUGCGCCAUCCUGCUGCUGGCCGUGCCCUGCAUGGUCUUCCUCAUCCGCCUGGUGCCGGAGAAGCCCGCGGAGACGGACAUUGAUGCGGGGGAGCUGGCGGCGAUCGAUGGUGUGCCAUCGGCGGCGGGGCAGACGCGAGAUGACUGA
Molecule: messenger RNA, 1533 nt
Organism: Colletotrichum chrysophilum
Lineage: Eukaryota; Fungi; Ascomycota; Sordariomycetes; Glomerellales; Glomerellaceae
Exons: 6
Coding region: 1-1533 (510 amino acids)
Biological process (GO): transmembrane transport
Molecular function (GO): transmembrane transporter activity
Source: RefSeq, a predicted model, not a curated record